Penaeus chinensis is the source of this 2046-nucleotide messenger RNA. RefSeq names its product DNA ligase 1-like. The transcript is spliced from 3 exons. Bases 148 to 1134 code for a protein of 328 amino acids. Lineage: Eukaryota; Metazoa; Arthropoda; Malacostraca; Decapoda; Penaeidae. The record is from RefSeq and is a predicted model, not a curated record.
GGGGGGGAGGGGGGAGAAGCUGAGGGGGGUGACAGCAAGACCUAUAGUGCCGGUGUCAUGCCUCUGCCAGUCAGUGUGUUUUAAGGUGCCACUGAACAAACACAUCCCCUCCCAGCCUUGCAAAGUACGAGGGUGCGCCGUUCCAAGAUGCAUCUCAGACUCCUGACGGCGGCGGCGGUGGUGGCUGUUGCCGCCGCGUACCCGAGUCUUUGGGAACUGGAUGCUUUUGACGAUGACCUUAUGGACUUCGAGGUCGCUGACAGAGAGAAGAGGUAUUCGAAGCCUCGAGGGAAACCGGUGAACAGUUCAAGUUCGAGUUCGAGCAGCAGUUCGAGCAGCAGUGAGAGCAGCAGCGAGAGCAGCAGCGAGAGCGAGGAGGACACGCCAUUGGUUAGAUCGGUGAGGAGUCCCAAUCCAGCGGAGGAACCGAAGGCCGAGGAGAAGGAGGGAGAGAUGAAGGAAGAAGAGAAGAAGGAGGGAGAGUCGAAGGAAAAGGAGACGAAGGAAGAGGAGAAGAAGGAGGGAGAGUCGAAGGAAGAGGAGACGAAGGAAGAAGAGACGAAGGAAGAGGAAAAGAAGGAAGGAGAUUUGGAGGAAGAGAAGCAAGAAGAUCAGCUUGAGGAAGAGAAGAAGCCAGGGAACACGACGGAAGAAGCCAUCGCGGAGGGAAACGCAACGACCACCAUGGAGCCAUCGCCAAGGAGGGAAACGAAGGUAACCACGACCGCAAGUCCUUCCGACGACCCCAGCACGACCAUGGGGCCUUCGCUAGGGAACCCCGGGAGGGAAACCACGACAGCGAAGCCCUCCGAAGAUGCCACCACGACACCGGAACCCUCUGAAGAUACCAAUACCACGACCAUAGAGCCGUCGCCUGAGAGAUCCAAGAGGGAAGCCACGACGCCGAUACCCUCUGACGCCAGCACGACCACCGAAGCCAGUGACAAGGAAGAGGAGAAAGAGGAGGAGAAGAAUGAAGAAGAGAAGAUAGAGGAAGACAAGAAGGAAGAAGAUACGAAGGAAGGAGAUGGCAAGAAAGAAGAAGAGGCGAAAGAGGGAGACACGAAGGAAGGAGGAGAGGAGAAGGAAGGCGAAAAGGAAGAGGGAGAUAAGAAAGAAGAGAAGAAAAAAUAGUAAGUAGAUUUUUGGGGGGUCGCGGUGUGAUAUUUUCUCCUCUGUUUUGAAAUCUCUCGCUUGUUCAUAAUGAUUCAUGUACUUUUUUUUUCUUCUCUCUCUCAUAUUUACUCUUUCGUAAGUGAUCAAACCAAAAUGAAAGUUAGGAGAUGAAUAGAUAAAGCAGGAUAAAAAAAAUCAUGUACUUAAGACUCAUUUCAAUUAGUUGCAUGUUUAUCACCACGUUGCUUACAAUCCAAUGCUAUUUUUAUAUCAUUGUUAUUCUCUUUAUUUCUGUCUGUUUCUCAUACUGAUCUUUUUUAUAUAAAGAUUAUCCAUAUUGUUGUUACUUUCCUUUAAAAAAGUAACCUUAAACUUAAGAAACCUGUCUGCAGCUUUUAUAUAAAAAACACAAAUGGAAUGGAAUUGUAAAUGUGAUUUUAUGCAUGUAAUUUUUUUUGUGAAAUAUGAUCAAACCUUUUUAUCAUAAUGUGCAUUGCUUUGAGAUCUUUAUUCCAUGCAGUUUGAUAAUUUCCAACCAGCGUUAAAAGCAAAUAAAAAAAAAAAAUUAAUAGAUAAAAAAAUAAAUGGUUGUGAUAAUCAUAUAGUAAAAUAUAUUUAUAAUAAUAAUAAUAAUAAAAAACUGACAUAUAUCGAUAUUUUUGUCCAUCAUUCUUUUCACGGAAUAUAAGAAAUUUACAUAAACUAUGCAUGGAGAUGAAGAUACAAAGCGAUACAAUUUUGCAUGAAUUUUUAAAACUAACAUUGUUAUAUGAUGUUUCGUGUUAGUAUAAAAAUCAUAUAAACUGUAGUCAAAUACAGUAAUAACAAGUCAUUAAAACAUCAUUUUGCUCUAAUAUUCAUAUAAAGGAUAUGCUUGUAAUGUAUACUGUUAAUAAGAACUGAAAUAAACACGCAGAUAGAAAUAACAGC